Molecule: messenger RNA, 635 nt
Organism: Lathyrus oleraceus (garden pea)
Lineage: Eukaryota; Viridiplantae; Streptophyta; Magnoliopsida; Fabales; Fabaceae
Product: protein SEMI-ROLLED LEAF 2
Exons: 1
Coding region: 1-633 (210 amino acids)
Source: RefSeq, a predicted model, not a curated record
AUGGGGAUCAUCUCUAGGAAGAUUUUCCCGGCUUGUGGGAGCAUGUGUGUUUGUUGUCCUGCUUUGAGGUCAAGAUCAAGACAGCCUGUUAAACGUUACAGAAAAUUGCUUGCCAAAUUCCCUAAAUCCCCUGAUGAGCUUCCAAACGAAAGGAAAAUCGUCAAAUUAUGUGAAUAUGCCGCUAAAAACCCUUUUCGGACCACCAAGAUAGAAAAAUAUCUUGAAGAACGAUGCUACAAAGAACUGAGAUCUGAGCACAUCAAACUAGUCAAGAUUGUAGCAGAAUCUUUCAUUAAGUUGCUUUCCAUUUGUAAGGUGCAAAUAACAUAUUUUGUUGUUGAUGUGCUUAAUGUGAUUUCGGGGCUCUUGGACUAUUCCAAGGAUGAGACUAUUCAGACACUUGGUUGCCAGUCCUUAACAAGGUUCAUCUACUGUCAGGUAGAUUCUACUUACACACAUAACAUGGAGAAAUUGGUGAAGAAAGUAUGCAUGCUAUCACAGGAGCCCGGUGAAACACUCGAAAACUGCAGCUUGAGGGCGUCGAGCUUGCAAUGUCUAUCAGCAAUGGUUUGGUUCAUGACUGAAUUUUCAUACAUUUUUGCUGAUUUUAUGACAAUCGCUCUAGUUGCUUGAUU